AUGAUAUUGCUUGAUAAUGGCGAGUUUGAAUCUGAAGCUGGAAAAGAAGAUCAUACUAAGGAUCAGUCUGAAGAAGAGUAUGAAGAAGAGCCGGUUAAUGGGAGGUUACUAGUGGCAAGAAGAAACCUUAGUCUUCAAACUAUGACCGAAGAGCUUGAGCAAAGAGAGAACCUAUUCUACACACGGUGCUUGGUACAAGGAAAGGUCUGCAGCCUCAUAGUUGAUGGUGGUAGUUGUGUCAAUUUUGCGAGUGAAACCAUGGUUCAAAAUCUUGGAUUAAAGGUUCAGAAACAUCCAAAACCCUAUAGACUCCAGUGGCUCAAUGAUGAGGGCGAGAUGAGGGUGUCUGAUCAGGUUCUAGUUCAUUUAUCCAUUGGAAGAUAUGAGGAUGAGAUCUUGUGUGACAUUUUGCCUAUGGAAGCAAGUCACAUACUGCUGGGAAGGCCUUGGCAAUCUGAUAGACGUGUAGUUCAUGAUGGCUUUACCAACAAGCACUCCUUUGAGUUUAAAGGCAGAAAGACAGUACUAGUGCCACUAUCUCUAAAAGAAGUACAUCAGGAUCAGCUGCAGCUUCAAAAGAAAAAGGAGAUUGAUCUUAAACUGACUCAAACUAAGCAACACAACUUCUAUGCCAAAACUGAAUCUCUCUUGAAUCUAACUGAUUUUACACCGGUGUACCCGAGUAAGAUGUUGUCUCUUUUGCAGGAAUAUGAUGAUGUGUUUCCAGAUGAUAGUCCUACAGGGUUGCCACCAAUACGUGGGAUUGAGCAUCAGAUUGACUUUGUACCUGGAUCCACACUUCCUAACCGACCUGCUUACCAAACCAAUCCAGUUGAAACCAAAGAGCUACAAAGACAAGUACAUGAGUUGAUGGAGAAGGGUAACAUCCGUGAGAGCAUGAGUCCUUGUGAUGUACCUGUCUUACUUGUACCCAGAAGGAUGGGAGCUGGCGCAUGUGUGGUUGAUUGUAGAGCAAUUAAGAAUAUCACGGGUGGUAAGAGUCGGAGCAAGUCCAAGAGGGCUAAGGAUGGAGCUGGAGCAUCUGGCCAAGGUGGCGCGGAUAGAGCCAAUCCAAGUGUGGUGCUGCCCAAUCCAAGCAUUGGCAUGGACAGUACAACUGGAUUGCCUCUGGCUCGGAUCACUCCGACUGAGGUUCAAGGAGGUCUAGUGGAACAGCAGCAAAAGGCGGCUGAGGAAACUAGGCAGCAGCUGGAGCAAGCUGAACUAGCUAGACAGCUGCAAGAGCAAGCUGAGGAAGCUGCAAGGCAGCUGCAAGAUGACAUGGAGGCUGAGGAAGAGUCCUCACAUGCUGGUGAUCAGGGCGGCCGAGGCAUUGGUGCAGCCAAUGGUGGAGCCAACCAAGGAAACCAGCUGGUGGAACCUACCAUGAAGGAGGUGCUUGAUGCAAUCAGGUGUGGCAAGAUGGACCACUCAGUCCGGGACUGUCCUGGACCGGAUCAGAGUCAUGGUCAAGCGGCUGGUGGUGACUCUAGGACUUGUUUCCAGUGUGGGAAGGCCGGACACUUCCGAAAGGACUGUCCUAAGCUUCAGGCUGGAUCAGGUAGGAUGAAGUCUGAGGUUGUGGUCCAACUCAAGAAUCAUGAGGUGAUCUUGGGUAUGGACUGGCUUGGAAAGAAUCGGGCCACCUUAGACUGUCACCGGGGGAGGGUGCUGUUUGAGAGUGGGUGUGGACCCCCGAUCAGGUUCCAAGGUAUUCGUCCAACCUCUGGAUGCUUAGUGGUAUCAGCAGUCCAAGCGGAAAGGAUGCUUGAGCGGGGUUGUGAGGCUUAUAUUGCCACAAUCACCACUAUGGAGGUUGUUGGGGGUGGUAACCCGGACGGGAUUCCGCUGGUCAGUGAGUUUGAGGAUGUGUUUAGGUCUCCACAGGGCAUUCCCCCUGAUAGGUCAGACCCAUUCAUAAUAGAACUGGAACCAGGGACGGCCCCAAUGUCAAAAAGUCCCUACCGCAUGGCUCCUGCUGAGAUGGCCGAGCUAAAGAAACAACUAGAGGAGUUGUUGGAUAAGGGUUUCAUACGCCCUAGUGUGUCGUAUUGGGGAGCACCAGUCCUCUUUGUGAAGAAGAAGGAUGGUAGCUUUAGGCUGUGUAUUGACUAUCGAGGGCUUAAUAGGGUUACUAUCAAGAAUAAGUACCCAUUGCCUCGGAUAGAUGAGCUGUUGGAUCAGCUUAAGGGAGCAAAGUGGUUCUCUAAGAUUGACUUCGCUUCAGGGUAUCAUCAGAUCCCAAUUGAACCAAGUGAUAUAAAGAAGACUGCAUUCAGAACCAGGUAUGGCCACUAUGAGUUUGUGGUUAUGCCAUUUGGUCUGACCAAUGCACCAGCAGCAUUCAUGAAGAUGAUGAAUGGUACCUUCCGAGACUUCUUGGAUGAAUUUGUAAUCAUCUUUAUAGAUGACAUACUUGUAUACUCCAAGAGCAAGGAGGAUCAUGAAAGGCAUCUCCGGGCUGUGCUGGGGAGAUUGAGAGAGCAGCAGCUCUUUGCUAAGUUAAGCAAGUGUAGCUUCUGGCAAAAGAGCAUUGGCUUCCUUGGACACAUUGUGUCAAGUGAAGGUGUGUCUGUUGAUCCGGAGAAGGUCGUGGCCAUAAAGGCAUGGCCUCAGCCUAAGAAUGCCACAGAAGUCAGGAGCUUCUUAGGGCUGGCCGGCUACUACAGGAAGUUUGUGAAGGGCUUUGCUAGCUUGGCACAGCCUAUGACUCAGUUGACAGGAAAGGAUGUUAAGUUUGUAUGGUCAGAGGAGUGUGAGAGAAGUUUCUGUGCGCUUAAGGACAUGCUUACUAGUGCACCAGUCCUUGUCCUGCCUGAGGAGGUCCAACCAUAUGUGGUGUACACAGACGCCUCCAUAACUGGAUUAGGAUGUGUACUGACCCAACAUGGGAAGGUCAUUGCAUACGCCUCAAGGCAAUUGAGGAAGCAUGAGGGUAAUUACCCCACACAUGAUCUGGAGAUGGCAGCUGUGGUGUUUGCCCUGAAGAUUUGGAGAUCAUAUCUUUAUGGUGCCAAGGUUCAGAUACUUACAGACCACAAGAGUCUGAAGUAUAUCUUCACUCAGCCUGAGUUGAACUUAAGGCAAAGGAGGUGGAUGGAGUUUGUGGCAGAUUAUGAUCUGGACAUAACUUACUAUCCAGGGAAGGCCAACCUAGUGGCUGAUGCUUUGAGCCGGAGAAGGGCUGAGGUUUCAGCUGAAAAGGAGGCAGAUAUAUUGGAAGUGGAUCAGGCCGAUCUCCUUAACACACUGGCUAGUGCUGAUGAGCCAUUGGGGUUAGAGGCAGUGGAUCAGGCCGAUCUCCUUACCAGGAUUUGUGCAGCUCAGAAGCUGGAUGAGAACCUUCAAAAGAUGUACAGGGAUUUGAAGAGGUAUUACCAUUGGGUGCGCAUGAAGACUGAUGUGGCCGAGUGGGUGGCAAAGUGUCCCAUUUGCCAAUUGGUCAAGGCAGAGCACCAAGUGCCCAGUGGACUACUCCAAAGCUUACCCAUUCCGGAAUGGAAGUGGGAUCACAUUACCAUGGAUUUUGUGACUGGUUUCCCUACGACCAGAAACAAGAAGGAUGCUGUUUGGGUGGUGGUCGAUAGGCUAACCAAGUCGGCUCACUUCUUGGCAAUCAAGAAGGGGGAUGGUGUGGAUGAGAUUGUGCAGAUUUACAUCAAUGAAAUAGUGAGAUUUCAUGGUGUACCUGAAAGCAUUAAGAUGAAGGAGGCUCAGGAUAGACAAAAGAGCUAUGCGGACAAGAGGAGGAAGCAUCUUGAGUUUGAGGUUGGUGACCUAGUGUAUCUCAAGAUGAUUACCUUCAGAGGCAGGACCAGGUUUCUGGAAGGGAAACUGGAUCCUAGGUACUUGGGUCCAUUCAGGAUCACAGAGAGAGUGGGCGCAGUGGCAUACAAGUUGGAUUUGCCAUCAGCAAUGGAUGCAUACCACAAUGUGUUCCAUGUGUCCCAGCUAAGGAAAUGCCUAUCCGAACAGGAUGUGGUGUUGCCUGAGAUUCCCAAAGAUCUUGGUAAGAACCUAACCUUAGAGACAAGGCCGGUUCGAAUCAUAGAUAGGGCAGAGAAGGCAACAAGGAAGAAGACAGUACCUAUGAUCAAGGUAGUGUGGGAGAGUAAUGGCAAGGACAUAAUCACUUGGGAAACCGAGGCAAGAAUGAAGGCUGAGUAUCCUGAGUGGUAUGAUCAGUAU
Molecule: messenger RNA, 4188 nt
Organism: Raphanus sativus (radish)
Lineage: Eukaryota; Viridiplantae; Streptophyta; Magnoliopsida; Brassicales; Brassicaceae
Molecular function (GO): zinc ion binding; nucleic acid binding
Source: RefSeq, a predicted model, not a curated record